Cyclocybe aegerita is the source of this 960-nucleotide messenger RNA. The record is from the annotation of a GenBank genome assembly. Lineage: Eukaryota; Fungi; Basidiomycota; Agaricomycetes; Agaricales; Hemipholiotaceae.
AUGUCAGACAAUGCUUUGCGCCCCUCCACACCCCCAUCCCGCGCUUUUGACACAUCCGCACUGCAGGUAACGCCAGAACAUGUGAGGCAAAUUGAAAUAAACCGCUUGAAAGCGAAGGCGGUCCAACGACAGAAGGAACAGGAUGCAUCCUCCUCCUCGCUGGUUAACUCUAAUAACAAGCGACCAUUGCGUGUUACGCCUGCGGACCAGGGCUCCCCCACACAGCCUGUGGCAUCCUCAUCCAAACCGCUGAAGCGGGACUCCCGCCUGGGCACAUACUUUGAAUAUGAUCUCUCAAAGAUGGUCAACUCUAAAGGAGGGUUCUUGGUGGACGAGGGAAACAAAGCAGAUGAGGAUCUCAGACGGAAAGAAAAAGAGAGGGAACACCAGAGGAACGUACAUAAUUUGGAUAUGCCUAUGUUCCUUGAUCCUGCCUUGAAUCCCAAAUGCAGAGAAUGUCAAUCCAUGGAUAUAGAUCCAACCUUCCUGAAGGUCUUCAAAUGUUCCGUCUGCAGAACAUGUCAAAACGCGAAACCAGAAAAGUACAGUCUUUUGACAAAAACGGAGUGCAAGACGGAUUAUCUUCUGACUGAUCCCGAACUGCGUGACGAAGAAAUCAUGCCCCAUCUCCUGAAAGCGAACCCGCAUAAAUCAACCUACGCCAAUAUGAUGCUCUUUCUGCGAUAUCAGGUUGAAGAGUUUGCUUGGAAGAAAUGGGGGUCAGCAGAGGCUCUGGAUGUGGAAUACGAACGACGAACAGAAGAGAAGAAAAAGAAAAAGAACAAAAAAUUCGAACAAAGCUUGAAGGACCUACGCAAGCGAACAAAAGAAAGUAUAUGGCAAAAACGCAAAGACGAAGAACACCAGCACCAGUUUGGUCCUACAGAAGGGAUCAAGAAUGGCGUUGGAAAGCAAGUUUGUCACUCUUGCGGUUUCACGAUUGAAGUCGAGGAGUUUUAG